Molecule: messenger RNA, 786 nt
Organism: Effrenium voratum
Lineage: Eukaryota; Dinophyceae; Suessiales; Symbiodiniaceae
Source: the annotation of a GenBank genome assembly
GAGCGGUGCUAUGCGGUGGGCUCUGGGUUUGAGCAUAUGAGGAAGAUGAUGAACGAGUGGGACGGAGGACAGCUCAUCAGUUGGCGGUGGGGGUCAUUGAUAGGAGUUCUCCGCCCGUUGAUCCGCCGGGAGCAAGCGUUGCGCUCUGCCUGGAGUCUGGAGAGAUUUGGGGAUCCAACAGUUGGUGCCGCAGCCGACAAGGCAAUUUGCAGCCGCAUUUUUUGGGUUUAUGCAAAAUUUCUGGUCAUCCUUUCGGGUGCCCUCGAGCUAAAGUCGCAGUGGUGCGAGGGUUGCUUGUGCCAUGACGAUGCCGAUCUUAGUGGGUCGUACUGGACACGCCGGCGACGUCUGGCCGGCCGGCUGAUGGCCGCGACCAGCGAGGUGUUCAGCUUUGGCAAGGGCGUGCUGCCCAACUGCCCCUUUCGCGGUCGUCGAGCGGCAGAGUUUGCGCAGGGCGAGUUCCUCAGAUUUGCGGAGCUCAUGAUUGACAUCUCGAGGGAGAAGCUGCAGACGAUCCUCACGGGCGAGCUCACGGACGACGAGCGCACGACGCUAGUUGGCGAUUGGCAGAGCGCGACGGACGUCAUCUUGACAGAGCUCAACCUCAAAACGUCCUUCUGGAUGUGCCUUCCCUGGAGAUUGGCAGGGCUUGGUUGCCGUGACCUGGAAGCUGCUCGCCGUUGUGGCUGCGAAUGCAUCAAGCUUUGGAAGGAAUCUCCGGGCCAGGGCGCAUCAUCAUCGGCGCUGGGCAGACAUCACCUCAUGACUCGACGGUUUCUGGAUCCA